This is a messenger RNA of Drosophila arizonae, 605 nucleotides long. RefSeq lists its product as uncharacterized. Lineage: Eukaryota; Metazoa; Arthropoda; Insecta; Diptera; Drosophilidae. The record is from RefSeq and is a predicted model, not a curated record.
UAACGGGUGGCCGGCAAACAGCUGUUUAAAUUGUUAUGACAUUUCGUUAGUUGCCAUCAAGAUGCUGCGAUUGUUGACAAAAACUCGUCUAGUUAGGUCCCUUGUGCCUGCUGCAGGCAUGCGUGGCUACGCUCAAAAGGUGCCAACUGGCAGUAGCAGCAGUAUUAGCUCCAAGGACGAGGAACUGAGAAUUAGCAACGAUCCCAUUAAGUUCUUUGGCAGCCAAGCGGCGACCUGGCGUGCACGUGACACCCGCAGCGGUGGCAGCGAUGAAUCCCUGUGGUAUCAGCCUUACGUCAUCUCUGCCAGCUUAGCCAUAUUCUUAAUCUACUUUUGCUGUCUACGUGAAGAGAGCGACAUUGAUCUGCGUCUAGAGGGCAAUCUCUAUGAUCAUGUCAGUGGUUUGGAAGAGGUGCAGCUCACCGUCAACUAUAGAUACAACAAAGAGCAUGGCCUAGACACCAAGGAGCAGGAGCAGCGUCUGCGUGAACUGGGCGUCGACAUCGCUCAAUUGGAUGCCAAAUUGGCGCAGUAGCUGGCACAAUAGUUAGUCCUAAAAAUGUUUUGUUUUAUUUCCUAUUAAGCAAUAAAGUUAAAUAUACAUA